This is a messenger RNA of Syzygium oleosum, 713 nucleotides long. Its product is annotated as ubiquitin-conjugating enzyme E2 35-like. The coding region runs from base 99 to 560 and encodes 153 amino acids. NCBI's taxonomy places the organism in Eukaryota, Viridiplantae, Streptophyta, Magnoliopsida, Myrtales, Myrtaceae. The transcript is spliced from 8 exons. Gene Ontology annotation, molecular function: ubiquitin conjugating enzyme activity. Gene Ontology annotation, cellular component: nucleus. The record is from RefSeq and is a predicted model, not a curated record. Gene Ontology annotation, biological process: DNA damage tolerance; protein K63-linked ubiquitination.
UAUCCGCGGGGCUGAACCGUCGCGUGUCGACGCUACUAACUCAUUUCUCUCUCUCUCUCUCUCUCUCUCUCUCUCUGCCAUCGACCUCCCUCUCUGCAAUGGCGAGCAGUAAUCUCCCCCGAAGGAUCAUAAAGGAAACGCAGCGUCUCCUCAGCGAACCCGCUCCUGGCAUCAGUGCUUCACCUUCGGAGGACAAUAUGCGGUACUUUAACGUGAUGAUCCUUGGCCCUACGCAAUCUCCUUAUGAAGGAGGAGUUUUCAAACUAGAGUUGUUUUUGCCUGAAGAAUAUCCUAUGGCUGCUCCUAAGGUUAGGUUUCUCACAAAAAUAUACCACCCCAACAUUGACAAGCUUGGUAGGAUAUGCCUCGACAUCCUGAAAGACAAGUGGAGUCCUGCACUACAGAUUCGAACUGUACUUCUUAGCAUUCAAGCUCUUUUGAGUGCUCCAAACCCCGAUGAUCCGCUUUCUGAGAAUAUCGCUAAGCAUUGGAAGACAAAUGAGGCUGAAGCUGUGGAAACAGCGAAGGAAUGGACCAGAUUGUACGCUAGUGGUGCAUGAUGACGUUGGAGGAAAAACUUCCCCGAAUUGAAAUGAUUUUCACCUAGUGUAAUCUUAUUCACUUUGGACUAAAGAUGGAAAUGGGAAGAAAUGCUAUGCCCAUUUGAUGUUUGGAUAUUCUUGUAUAUUCAUACGGAGAAUUAACUGUGUUAA